This is a messenger RNA of Fusarium keratoplasticum, 1437 nucleotides long. Its product is annotated as G-PROTEIN-RECEP-F1-2 domain-containing protein. Gene Ontology annotation, cellular component: plasma membrane. Gene Ontology annotation, biological process: adenylate cyclase-activating G protein-coupled receptor signaling pathway. NCBI's taxonomy places the organism in Eukaryota, Fungi, Ascomycota, Sordariomycetes, Hypocreales, Nectriaceae. Gene Ontology annotation, molecular function: G protein-coupled receptor activity. The record is from RefSeq and is a predicted model, not a curated record. The transcript has 2 exons. Bases 1 to 1437 code for a protein of 478 amino acids.
AUGGCAACCGUAGGUGAAGAGUACUUGAAGGCGCACUCGGAAAGCGAGUCCAUCGCGCCUCUGCCAGCCAGCCUCCGCAACGGUCUCAUCGCCAUCUCCGUCUUUGCUCUGCUCUCCUUCCUCCUCGCCUCAACUCUCUUUCUAUACUUGACCUACAAACUCCUGGCAUGGCACAUCCAGAAGAAGACUCGCGCCGACAACAUCGCGAGAAACAUCCCCGACCCUGAACCCGUGACCGACUUUACUUAUCAGGAGGGGCCGUUUGGGCCUCAGGGGCAGUCUUCGAGGGCAGUACACGGCCAGAGCGCCGAGCGCAUCAAGGCUGCCGGAAACAGCCCUCCCAACCAGUUCCUCAUCCUCGUCUUCAACCUCAUCAUCGCCGAUAUGCACCAGGGCGCUGCCUUUCUUCUGAGCGUUACCUGGAUCCAGAGAGGCGGCAUCUUUAUCAACACUCCUACAUGCUUUGUUCAGGGUCUCUUUGAUUCCAACGGGGACUUGUCAUCUAGUUUGUUCAUUACAGCCAUUGCCGUCCACACAUAUCUCUCCGUCGUCAAAGACUAUCGACCACCCCAAAGGAUCUUGUAUGCAGUCAUUGUAGCCAUAUGGAUAUUUGUCUACUCGCUAGCCAUUAUCCCUUUGCUGGCCACAAAUAAUGGCAGGAAUGUCGGGGGUUACUAUGUUCGCGCAGGCCCAUGGUGCUGGAUUAACGACGCCUACGAAAAUCUUCGACUUCUCACUCAUUACCUCUUUAUUUUCCUUUCUCUCGUCACAACCAGUGUUCUCUACAUCGCCAUAUACAUAUCGCUUAGACGACAGGCCAAGGAGACCGCAGAAAAAGACGGCUCGAAUAACACCCGAGUCAGGUUCAACCACAACCCGGCCUUCCUUGUGUACCCUCUGAUCUACGUCAUGUGUACUCUUCCUCUCGCCCUCGGCCGUAUCGCCACCAUGGCUGGCGCCCACGUUCCUAUGGGAUACUACUGCUUCGCUGGAACCCUCAUCGCCAGCAACGGAUCCUUUGAUUGUCUGCUGUUCGGCACGACCCGACACGCCAUUGUUUUCGGUUCCAAAGACGAUGUCGAUAUUGAGGACACGGGCCUCGAGACCUUUGCCUUUAUGCGUACCCCUGCCAACCGAUACGGCAACACUGUCUGGAUCCAAGGCGGAGAGUCCCAUUCCGGCGGAGUUGGGGGAUGGUGGCAACGACUGGGGAGCAGGUCUGACAAGGUAUCAGGAGCCCUGCGCACCCGGACCAUCAGCCAGGAGUCUCUGAGGAGUGCAGCACGCAACGAGAUAGCCAUCCAGAUGGAUGUGGUCACGUCCGUGGCGGUGGAAAUUGAGGCGGACAAGGAUAGAGAUCCGAGAUUCCCUGACCCGUCGAUGAGCCAGACUCCAUCGCUGAGCAGCGGAGAGAAGCAUGUCAUGAGGAGUUUCUAG